Aplosporella prunicola CBS 121167 is the source of this 1053-nucleotide messenger RNA. RefSeq lists its product as uncharacterized. Gene Ontology annotation, molecular function: protein binding. The transcript is spliced from 3 exons. The annotation marks the transcript as partial. The record is from RefSeq and is a predicted model, not a curated record. Lineage: Eukaryota; Fungi; Ascomycota; Dothideomycetes; Botryosphaeriales; Aplosporellaceae.
AUGCCACCCCAACUGGAGAUCGACUAUUUGGAAGUCAUCCGAAACGCGGUCUUAAAUGGGCGGUUGGAGACCGUCAAAAGUAUACUACUACGCUUACCCACACUUAGGGGAGCUGCCCGAGUAGACUUCCUUUCGCAGUGCCUAAUUGAUGCGGUAGAAUACGGACACGAUGACACCGCUGAGCAUCUCCUCAAUGAGGGAGCGCAAGUCUCAUAUGCAAGGCACACGGAUGGAUGCACAUCCCUGCAUAUAGCUGCAGGUGAGGGCCACAUUAAAUGUGUCCAAAUUCUUCUGAGCCUACACGAAAGUUUUCCGAACAUAAUCGAACAAGAGGAUGACGAUGGUGAAACACCAUGGAUGUACGCUAUUCACUCGGGCUCCACAAAAAUCUUGCAGUUGUUUCUGGAAAAGUCACCGGAGAUCAAUCUCCAUAGGCCCACCAAGAUUGGUCUUACUAGUGCUCAUUUUGCAGUUGCGUCAGGUAACGAAGACAUGUUCUAUUUCUUGCGAGAAAAGGGAGUUAGUUUUACGCACCGCGGCGAAAAUGGUAUUGCCCCCAUCCACAUUUUACUGUAUAGAUUUGAUCCCCGUGGCUACGAGAUUAUUGUUCGCUGUCUUUUGGCAAAAGAUUGCGACGUAACCAUAAAUGCGGAGAUGAAGGCACUCACUAAUGGACAUAAUGGGGUAGCAAAUCUGAUCCGCGAAAAGCUUUUGCAAAGAGACGGCGCAACGUCCUCACCACUGCAUUAUGCAAGCCGACAAGGAUGGGUCCAAGCAACUCAACUACUGAUCAGGCAAGGAGCCGAUAUUGAAUGCAUGGACGAAGACGGCUACACCCCUCUUUUCGCAGCAGUUUCCGCUAACAACUUGGACAUCGCAAAGAUACUACAUCAAAGUGGUGCAACCUGUGAAGUCAAAGACUUACGCGGCUGGUCCGUUAUUCAUAUGGCUGCAGAGUUGAACAGUUUAGAAUUGCUCUCUUAUUUCCUCCAGCACGGCUUGGAAGUGAAUGCUCGCACUUAUUAUGACAGUACACCCCUGCAGCUAGCUUCA